This is a messenger RNA of Schistosoma curassoni, 1251 nucleotides long. NCBI's taxonomy places the organism in Eukaryota, Metazoa, Platyhelminthes, Trematoda, Strigeidida, Schistosomatidae. The record is from the annotation of a GenBank genome assembly.
AUGUAUUUCAAUCUCUUCAUUAAUCUCUUAUUUACAUGGAAGUAUAUAACAUGUAUAAUAUAUGAUUUCCAAAGAUAUCCAUUUUCAAUUGAUGAUGAUCAUGAUAAUGAUGAUGAAUUUCAAAAUGAGUUAAUUAGACAAAACGAUUUCUUUAUUGGCUUUAAUGAAUCCUGGCCAUUAAGAAAUGUGAACGACUAUUUAGGGGUGGUAUCCUCUGUUAAAGCAACGGAUCAAUCCGCUUCAAAUGUUUAUGUUUUACAUCGUGGUGAUCGAGUAUGGGAUCAAAAUACAUUUGAUGAUCGAGAUAAUUACCGUCUCAAUAAGUCUGAACCUAUACAAAAAGGAGUUUUAGUACAAAUCUUUAAUGGAGAGAUUAAAAGAACCUAUUUUCCUUUCAAGUUCUUCCUUCCUCAUGGGCUUACAAUAGAUCCAGAUGGAAAUUUCUGGAUUACAGAUAUAGCUUUACAUCAAGUUUUUAAAUUCUCGUCAAAUUUAUCAAGUGAACCACUAUUAACACUUGGUGAACGUUUUAAACCUGGUUCAAGUGAAAAUCAAUUUUGUAAACCAACGGACGUAGUAGUUUCUUCAAAUGGACAAGUUUUUAUCUCUGAUGGGUAUUGUAAUAAUCGCAUUGUGAAAUUUAAUGAAAAUGGAGAAUUUCUAAAAUCAUGGGGCUACGAAACGAAAGAUUCAGAAUCUCCAGGACCAUAUGAUUUAAAUAUUCCGCAUCAGUUAUCUUUAUUGGAAGAAGAAGAUGCAAUAUGUGUGGCAGACAGAGAAAACAAACGUAUUGUAUGCUACAUAGCUGGUUUAUAUUCGACAACAUCAGAUAGUACCGGUGAUUAUCUAUUUGAGUACAAACAACCAGAGAUGAGAGCAAUCUAUGGCAUCGCCAUUGAACCUUCAACUAAAUUAAUAUUUGCUCUUGUGGGCUCUACACCUAAUGAAGAUAAUUCAUACGUGGAAAUUAUUGAUUUUAAUUCACAAGAGUUAAUUGGUGAAAUCAGAAAUCAAUGGAAAACAGGAUUCGGUAAUGUUCAUUCUAUAACAACAUGUCCAUACAACAAAGGAAUAAGUUGUAUACUAUUCUGUAAUACAAAUUUACCAUCACAACUAAAUCAACCGAUAUUAUCAAAUCAAACUCAAAGAAUUAAAAGUAUUUCAAAAUAUCAAGAAGAUUUCAAUCAUGAACAACUUGAACGACGUUUAUGGCUUUAUCAUUUACGAUUUAACUCUGAAUACAAUUAUUAG